UUCAAGAUUUUAACAAGUCUAGAUAAAAUCAAUCAAAACAGAUGACAGGUUAACACAGAAAUAAAACUUGUAGGCUAAUUGUAUAGGAUAAUCAUAUAUUUAUAUAUUUAUAGGAAGACACAGCAAAUUCAGCCUGGGAAUUUAUGACUUGCCCAGUGUAGCAUUAAGGAAAUGAUAUCAAAGGUAGGGUUAUUUGGAAGUGGUUAAAUAAUUAUCUAACUGUUUAAAAAAGUUACUAAAUAGCUACAAAAAAGGUACAGAUGUUUUUUUUAAAUUCACCAUUUGCAUCUGGGACACGAGUUUAAAUGGAGUUUGUACCAUAGACUGGUUUGUACUGACCUUAUUAGAAGUUUAUGGGAAAGUGAUGUAAAAUAAAAAGUAUAUUGGGCAAUGGUGCUCGGCCAUUGACGUGUUUGCGUUUUAUGCUCAUAAUACGCAUGCGUACUAAGUGCACGCGGUGACAUCUGUCGUCACGGCAACGGUUUGUUGAUAAGUGAGGUUAAGUGGUCUGAGUAGAUACAAUAGAUGACACAAUGAAACUCAAGCGGUUCUAUCUCAGAUAUUAUCCACCAGGUAUAAUCUUGGAGUAUGAGAAGAGGGGAUAUGUGCGGUCGAAAUCUAUCGACCUUUUUGAUUUGACUCCAGAAACAAAUCCAGAUGAGUUGGUGGAGGAAAUCAGGCAGUCAGAGCCUCUUGUUACAGAGUCCCGGGCUGAUCAGGUCAAACAGCUGAUCCUUCGACUGCAGCAGAAACAAGGCCAGAAGAACCACAGGUUCUGUUUCUUCAAGGAGCUUAAGGCACACGUCCUUCCACUGACGAAUGUUGCCUUUGAUAAAUCGGGCUCCAGGUUUAUAACUGGGAGCUAUGACAGGACGUGUCGAGUUUGGGACACAGCCUCAGGCACAGAGCUGCACACACUAGAGGGUCAUAAAAAUGUGGUGUAUGCCAUUGCAUUCAACAACCCCUAUGGGGACAAGAUUGCUACCGGUUCUUUUGACAAGACGUGCAAACUGUGGUGCGCUGAGACAGGCAUAUGUUUCCAUACCUUCCGCGGACACAUGGCUGAAAUAGUGUGCCUGGCGUUCAGCCCCCAGAGUACCCUGGUGGCCACAGGCAGCAUGGAUUGUACUGCCAAGCUGUGGGAUGUCGAGACUGGAGAGGAGGUGGCCGCUCUAUGUGGUCACACUGCAGAGGUCAUCUCUCUCUGUUUUAACACAGUUGGAAAUCAAAUUGUCACUGGCUCCUUUGACCAUACUGUGUCUAUAUGGGAUGUUGCUUCCGGAAGACGUGUCCACACUCUGAUUGGUCACAGGGGGGAAAUCAGCAAUGUUCAAUUCAACUGGGAUUGCACCCUCAUAGUCACAGGCUCCAUGGACAAAACCUGCAAGUUGUGGGAGGCAGUCAGUGGGAAGUGUGUCACCACUCUCGUUGAACACAAAGAAGAAGUGCUAGAUGUGUGUUUUGAUUUAAGUGGCCAGCUCAUUGCUACUGCCUCUGCCGAUGGUACAGCGCGAGUGUUCAGUGCAGCCACACAUCAGUGUCUCGUCAGCCUAGUGGGCCAUGACGGAGAGAUAUCCAAGAUCUGUUUCAGCCCACAGGGCAGCAGGGUCCUGACUGCCAGCUCAGACAAGACAGCUCGUCUGUGGGAUGUUCAGUCUGGGAGCUGCCUACAAGUCCUUGACGGCCACACCGAUGAGAUCUUCUCCUGUGUCUUCAACUAUGAGGGUGAUACUAUCAUUACAGGAAGUAAGGAUAACACAUGCCAGAUCUGGUACUGAUCUUUCCCUCGACCACUUAAAGGGAACCUGCCUCUAAAUGCCUUGACGCAGAGAGCAAUUUGUGUUUCUGCGUGUGUGACCUGCUGUAUAUCUGCUCGACUUGUGGAUGACUGAUUGAAAAACCCUCCGCCUCAUUGAGCUGCAAGUCUGGUAAACGUCAUCUGUAAAAGGUUAGAGGGUUCCCUGUUCCCUAUCCUUGUGAAUAAAUUACAUUUUACAGUAUGUCUCUCUCAUGUAUCUCAUGUGCCUGGAUCUGUAUGGAGCUGCACUAGUUCCAUGGAUUACCAACUUUCUACUGGGUAAUACCUGUAAACCUAGCUUUUAAAAAAUAUAGAUUAUUAGCAUGAUAACUUGUGUGUGUGAUCUUAAGUACAGGUCAGUUCUCUUAUUUCUUUGUGGCAAAGCUUGGAGCUUUAACCAGAAGGCAAUUGGUUUAGCUUUGCAUGAAGACUGAAAGCAGUCGGACAAAGCAAACCUACCGUCGUUGAGCUCAUAGUUCAGCACCUCUAAAAUCCUCCAUCCACAUUAUCACAGGACGUAACGACACGUAAGAUCUGAACUUUUCUCCUGUUUGCAUGGAAAUGUCUUGGAUUGGAUUUUUUAAGCUAAGUCGGACCAUUACAGCUAAUUCUCCCUGACUCUAGUUUCAUGCAUGAAUAAACAAAGUAUCUUUCGAAUCCUAUUUAGAAGUUUUCAAACUUCUCAUUGAACACCUUGCUCUACAGAAAGUCUAGUUCUCUAAAGCUCUGUAAAGUAAGGCCUGAAUAUAUACUUGCUAAAAGGUUCUUAAUUCAGCACUGAAUUUAAUCUAGCAUGUUUGACCUAGCCUUUGCUAGACUGUUAACUGUAAAUAUCUGGAUGUUGUUUCUGUUAGCACAACAUGCUGCAGCAUAAUCCCAUGUUUUAUAUUAAUUUCUUCACAAUCUGUAGACAUACACCGACUGUAUGAUCUAUUUUUCUGCUUUAAACAUAACCUGAUUUUUGGUUUCCUCCUUUUUCUGAUAUUUUCUUGUGAAGCAACACAACCGUGAUUAUUACUACCACCACAAAGCUAAAGAUGAUUCAGUAACAUAAUGGCAUGCAUUAAUUGUGAUAAAUGUCAUAUUAUACAGACCAAAUGCUUGUCAUUCUUUCUGGGAAGAAAGUAUGUGAUACAGUUGAAUACAGAUGUGUACACAUGUGCUGCUAAGCAGUGUUGCCUUUCUGCUGUGUGUUAUGAAUGAUGACUGCUUGUAUUUCACAUCACAGAAAUUUAUUGAUGUCAAAAGAUAAAUACAUUCAGUUCUACUGUGACAGUUUUA
Messenger RNA from Labrus bergylta (ballan wrasse), 3079 nucleotides. RefSeq names its product dynein assembly factor with WDR repeat domains 1 (gene daw1). Gene Ontology annotation, molecular function: U4 snRNA binding; U6 snRNA binding; protein binding. NCBI's taxonomy places the organism in Eukaryota, Metazoa, Chordata, Actinopteri, Labriformes, Labridae. The record is from RefSeq and is a predicted model, not a curated record. Gene Ontology annotation, cellular component: U4/U6 x U5 tri-snRNP complex. Gene Ontology annotation, biological process: mRNA splicing, via spliceosome.